AUGAACUCCCAUCUGGGCCUUACGCCGACACGAGCGACACGCAAGCGCAAGGGUACCACAUACGCCGACGACGACGAUGAUGACGAUGACAAUGCGUCCUUCAACUAUCAGGCUACACCGCGAAAGGCCAAAUCAACCAAAAGCGCUCCCGAAGUAAUUGACCUCACUGAGGAUUCGCCGAAGAAGACACCCGCUAGAAAGAGGGGCAAGCGCGAUGCUGAUGCGCCUGCCGAAGAGAAGCGUGCAAGAAUAUUUCGCAAGAAGGCGCCACAGAGCUACAUUGCGACAAAGGAGAGGGCUCUUACCCAGCGCCUGACGGUCCUUUCGCGCGAACGCUGUGGAAGCGAUGAUAUCCCUGGGGAGAAGGUCAUCAUGGCAGGUUCGACCGGGAACGUCUAUACGAUCUCAAUCGGUCUCGUUCCAAGUUGCGAUUGCCCACACGCGAAGAAAGGCAAUCAAUGUAAACACAUAAUUUACGUCAUGCUGCGCGUAUUAAAAGCACGAGAGGAUGUCGCGUAUCAACUAGCCCUCGUUAGCUCAGAGCUGCGUGAGGUUAUCAAGAACGCGCCGCCCAUUCCAGGUGUUGAGACAGACGGGAAAUAUGGCACCGAACAAGAAGGCCAGGACGGCAAUCGCAAACCAAUUGAGGGUGAAUGUCCCAUCUGUUACGACGAGCUCGGCGACAAUGAAGCCACCGUAUACUGCAAGGCCAGCUGUGGGAACAAUGUUCACAAAGCCUGCAUGCAGAACUGGAUCGCUGCCUCAAAGGGCAAGGCGACUUGUCCAUACUGUCGCGCCAAGUGGGAGGCAGAUACAGGAUUCGAAGGUAAGCUGGGUGAUGUCGACAUGAAGAAUUUGGAGAGGAAUGAAGAUGGCUACGCCAAUGUCGCAGGCCAACUCGGCCUCAGUGGUGAACGGGACUACUCAACGUAUCAUCAAUUCUGGGUGCGACAGCACCUGGGCCAAAGUCGAAGAAGGAGGGGUGGCUACGACUACGAGGACGACUACUAG
Alternaria atra is the source of this 1011-nucleotide messenger RNA. RefSeq lists its product as uncharacterized. NCBI's taxonomy places the organism in Eukaryota, Fungi, Ascomycota, Dothideomycetes, Pleosporales, Pleosporaceae. Gene Ontology annotation, molecular function: ubiquitin protein ligase activity; zinc ion binding. The record is from RefSeq and is a predicted model, not a curated record. The transcript has a single exon. Bases 1 to 1011 code for a protein of 336 amino acids.